GUGCAUAAUCUUUGGGACCAGCGUGUGGCAAUUAAUAAAUCAAAAGUGCAUCAUCAUCGAUGGCCUGCAUAUGGCGAAGAAUAUUUGGCACGAUGCAACGAACACGGUUUCUGGGAAAUACCAGUUGGAAUUCAACCUUAUGAAGAUGUUAAAGUUGCUGUCGAAAAACUGUACUGUACACUGUAAGCAUGCCGUUACCGACUUCCCGUUCCCGUGA
Gongylonema pulchrum is the source of this 217-nucleotide messenger RNA. NCBI's taxonomy places the organism in Eukaryota, Metazoa, Nematoda, Chromadorea, Rhabditida, Gongylonematidae. The record is from the annotation of a GenBank genome assembly.